AUGUUGGGAGCCAAAUUAGGUAAAUAUUUAAUUCUGCCUUCCUCUCUCUAUUUUAGCUGGACCAGACCAAUUUUGAGGAAAGGGUACAGACAACGCCUGGAAUUAUCAGACUUAUACCAAAUUCCCUCGGGUGACUCUGCUGACAAUCUCUCAGAAAAGCUGGAAAGAGAAUGGGACAGAGAGUUGGCAUCAAAGAAAAAUCCCAAACUCAUCAAUGCCCUUCGGCGGUGCUUUUUCUGGAGAUUUAUGUUCUAUGGAAUCUUGUUAUACUUAGGGGAAGUCACCAAAGCAGUCCAGCCCCUCUUACUCGGAAGAAUCAUAGCUUCUUAUGAUCCGGAUAACAGGGAAGAGCGCUCCAUUGCCAUUUACCUGGGUGUUGGCUUGUGUCUUCUCUUCGUGGUGAGGACGCUACUCCUACACCCCGCCAUCUUUGGCCUCCAUCACAUCGGCAUGCAGAUGAGAAUAGCAAUGUUUAGCUUGAUUUAUAAGAAGACAUUAAAACUGUCAAGCCGUGUUCUAGAUAAAAUAAGUAUUGGACAACUUGUCAGUCUCCUUUCCAACAACCUGAACAAAUUUGAUGAAGGACUGGCACUGGCACAUUUUGUGUGGAUCGCUCCGUUACAGGUGGCACUCCUCAUGGGACUCAUCUGGGAGCUGCUGCAGGCCUUUGCCUUCUGUGGACUCGCCUUCCUGAUCAUCCUCGCCCUCGUCCAAGCUGGCUUAGGGAAAAUGAUGAUGAAGUACAGAGAUAAGAGAGCGGGAAAGAUCAAUGAAAGAUUGGUUAUCACCUCGGAAACAAUUGAGAAUAUCCAGUCUGUGAAAGCAUAUUGCUGGGAGGAAGCCAUGGAAAAAAUGAUUGAAAACCUAAGAGAAAUAGAGCUGAGCCUGACCCGGAAGGCAUCCUAUGUGAGGUACUUCAACAGCUCAGCCUUCUUCUUCUCAGGGUUUUUUGUGGUCUUUCUGUCUGUGCUGCCUUAUGCACUGCUCAAAGGGAUCGGUCUUCGAAGAAUAUUCACCACCAUCUCGUUCUGCAUCGUUCUGCGCAUGGCUGUCACGAGGCAGUUCCCCUGGGCUGUGCAAACGUGGUACGACUCGCUGGGAGCCAUCAACAAAAUACAGGAUUUCUUACAAAAGCAAGAGUAUAAGACAUUGGAGUACAACUUAACAACGACAGCUGUAAUUAUGGAGAAUGUAACCGCCUUCUGGGACGAGGGAUUUGGAGAACUAUUUGAGAAAGCAAGACAAAAUAAUAACAAUGGAGAAAUUCCCAAUGGUGAUAACAGCCUCUUCUUCAGCAACUUUUCACUUCUUGGUACUCCUGUCUUGAAGAACAUCAAUUUCAAGAUAGAGAGGGGACAGCUGUUGGCCGUUGCUGGAUCUACUGGAGCAGGCAAGACUUCACUUCUAAUGAUGAUAAUGGGAGAGCUGGAACCCUCAGAGGGUAAGAUUAAGCACAGUGGAAGAAUUUCAUUCUGCUCUCAGUUUGCCUGGAUCAUGCCUGGCACCAUUAAAGAGAACAUCAUCUUCGGUGUCUCCUACGAUGAGUAUAGAUACAGGAGUGUCAUCAAAGCCUGCCAACUAGAAGAGGACAUUUCUAAGUUUGCAGAGAAAGAUAAUAUAGUUCUUGGAGAGGGUGGAAUCACGCUGAGUGGAGGACAACGGGCCAGGAUCUCGUUGGCAAGAGCAGUAUAUAAAGAUGCUGAUUUGUAUCUGUUAGACUCUCCUUUUGGAUAUCUAGAUGUAUUAACUGAAAAAGAAAUUUUUGAAAGCUGUGUCUGUAAAUUGAUGGCAAACAAAACGAGGAUUUUGGUUACUUCUAAAAUGGAACAUCUAAAGAAAGCUGACAAAAUAUUAAUCUUACAUGAAGGCAGCAGCUAUUUUUAUGGGACGUUUUCUGAACUACAGAAUCUCCGGCCAGACUUUAGCUCAAAGCUCAUGGGCUAUGACUCCUUUGACCAGUUUAGUGCAGAAAGAAGAAACUCAAUCCUAACAGAGACCUUACGGCGCUUCUCGUUAGAAGGAGAUACUGCAGUCUCCUGGAAUGAAACAAAAAAACAAUCCUUUAAACAGACCGGAGAGUUGGCUGAAAAGAGGAAGAACUCCAUUCUCAACUCAAUCAACUCCAUGAGAAAGUUUUCAAUAGUGCAGAAGACACCACUGCAAAUGAAUGGCAUUGAGGAAGAUUCCGAUGAGUCCUCUGAGAGAAGGCUGUCCUUGGUUCCUGAUUCAGAGCAGGGAGAGGCUAUCCUACCUCGAAGUAAUGUGAUCAACACGGGCCCCACCUUCCAGAGACGGAGGAGGCAGUCGGUUUUGCACCUAAUAACUAGGACUUCAGUCAACCAAGGUCCAAGCAUUCACCAAAAGACAGCAGCAUCCACACGAAAAAUGUCCCUGGCCCCUCAGACUAAUUUUACAGAAAUGGAUAUAUAUUCAAGAAGGUUAUCUCAAGACAGUGGCUUGGAAUUAAAUGAAGAAAUUAAUGAAGAAUAUCUAAAGGAGUGCUUUUUUGAUGACAUGGAUAACAUACCAGCAGUGACCACAUGGAACACAUACCUUCGAUAUAUUACUGUCCACAAGAGCUUAAUUAUUGUGCUAAUUUGGUGUUUAGCUAUUUUUCUUGCUGAGGUGGCUAUUUCUCUGGUUGUUUUGUGGCUACUUAAGACAUCACCUUUUCAAGUCAAUGGUAAUAAUACUACUGUGGGUGCAAACAGCAGCCGUGGCGUGAUCAUCACCAGCACCAGCUCGUUUUAUGUUUUUUACAUUUAUGUGGGAGUAGCCGACUCUUUGCUUGCUCUGGGAUUCCUCAGAGGUUUACCCCUGGUGCAUUCACUAAUCAAAGUGUCGAAAAUUUUACACCAAAAAAUGUUACAUUCUGUUCUCCAUGCACCUAUGUCAACCCUCAACACACUGAAAGCAGGUGGAAUUCUUAACAGAUUUUCCAAAGAUAUAGCAAUUUUGGAUGAUCUUCUCCCUCUCACCAUAUUUGACUUCAUCCAGUUGAUAUUAAUUGUAAUUGGUGCUGUAGCAGUCGUCUCGGUUUUACAACCUUACAUCUUCCUAGCAACGGUGCCUGUGAUGGUCGCAUUUAUUUUAUUGAGAGCAUACUUCCUCCACACCUCCCAGCAACUCAAGCAAAUGGAAUCUGAAGCCAGGAGUCCAAUUUUCACUCAUCUUGUGACAAGCUUGAAAGGACUCUGGACACUCCGUGCCUUUGGCCGUCAGCCUUACUUUGAAACUCUGUUCCACAAAGCUUUGAAUUUGCACACUGCUAACUGGUUCCUGUUCCUGUCCACACUUCGCUGGUUCCAAAUGAGAAUUGAAAUUAUUUUUGUCGUCUUCUUCAUUGCUGUUACCUUCAUUUCCAUUUUAACAACAGGUGAUGGACAAGCAACAGUUGGUAUUAUUCUCACAUUAGCUAUGAACAUCAUGAGCACUUUGCAGUGGGCUGUAAACUCCAGCAUCGAUGUGGACAGUUUGAUGCGAUCUGUGAGCCGGGUCUUUAAGUUUAUCGACAUGCCAACAGAAGAAAGUACACCUUAUCAGUCGGUCCAAUGCUUUAAGGGUGCUCAGCUCUCCAAAGUGAUGAUUAUUGAGAAUCAGCAUGUGAAGAAAGAGGGCCAGUGGCCCUCAGGGGGUGAAAUGACGGUCAAAGACCUCACGGCAAAAUAUAUCGAUGGUGGCAGUGCCAUCCUAGAGAACAUUUCCUUCGCCAUAAGUCCUGGUCAGAGGGUGGGCCUGUUGGGAAGAACGGGAUCUGGGAAAAGCACAUUGUUAUCAGCGUUCUUGAGACUGCUGAUCACUGAGGGAGAAAUCCGGAUUGAUGGUGUGUCUUGGGAUUCAACAACCUUGCAACAGUGGAGAAAAGCCUUUGGAGUCAUCCCACAGAAAGUAUUCAUCUUUUCUGGAACAUUUAGAAAAAACCUGGAUCCCUAUGAACAGUGGAGUGAUCAAGAAAUAUGGAAAGUGGCAGAUGAGGUUGGACUCAAAUCUGUAAUAGAGCAGUUUCCUGGGAACCUUGAUUUUGUCCUUGUGGAUGGGGGCUACGUCCUAAGCCAUGGCCACAAACAGUUGAUGUGCUUGGCCAGAUCUGUACUCAGUAAGGCCAAGAUCGUGCUGCUUGAUGAACCCAGUGCUCAUUUGGAUCCCAUAACAUACCAAGUCAUUCGGAGAACCCUCAAACAAGCAUUCGCUGACUGCACGGUAAUCCUGUGUGAACACAGGAUAGAAGCAAUGCUGGAGUGUCAGCGGUUUUUGGUCAUAGAGGAGAACAGAGUGCGGCAGUACGAAUCCAUCCAGAAGCUGCUGAGUGAGAAGAGCCUUUUCCGGCAAGCCAUCAGCUCCUCGGACCGCCUGAAGCUCUUCCCUCACCGGAACUCAAGCAAACACAAGUCCAGACCCCAAAUCACCGCUCUGAAGGAGGAGACAGAGGAAGAGGUGCAAGAAACCCGGCUUUAG
Messenger RNA from Elephantulus edwardii (Cape elephant shrew), 4455 nucleotides. It is a transcript of the gene CFTR, whose product is annotated as cystic fibrosis transmembrane conductance regulator (ATP-binding cassette sub-family C, member 7). NCBI's taxonomy places the organism in Eukaryota, Metazoa, Chordata, Mammalia, Macroscelidea, Macroscelididae. Gene Ontology annotation, biological process: bicarbonate transport; chloride transmembrane transport. Gene Ontology annotation, cellular component: cytosol; plasma membrane; apical plasma membrane. The record is from RefSeq and is a predicted model, not a curated record. Gene Ontology annotation, molecular function: ATP hydrolysis activity; ATP binding; chloride channel activity. The transcript is spliced from 26 exons. The coding region runs from base 1 to 4455 and encodes 1484 amino acids.